UCUAUAAAGCAUGAUCCAGGAUUCAGACUGGCAGUUCGAACCCUUAGAUUGAGAUUUCACGAGUAUCCAAAGAAACCUGGUGCGCCUUCAAUUGGAGGAUUAGGCAAUUCUGCAAACUCGAAUCUUGAAACAAAAUUGCAGAGAGCGGGUGAGAGGAUGAAACAUCGCGCCCAACAUUUCCUCAUCUCAGCGUUGCUGACCAAGGUGGUAGCCGCGUGGAUUUUCGAGACCUCCGGGCCGGGGGCCAAGGAGAUCAUCGACGUGGCCUUCUGGAACAACCGGGCGUUCCUCUGCAUGUCGGACAAGAUGGCGCCACCGAAGCCGGACAAAAAUGGGACCGACGCCAAUGCGGUGAGCAAGGCGCCGCCGCGGAAAAUCAACUACCUCGGCUCGGCCAUAUUCGAGGCGCCUUGGCCGGAAGACGCCACCCAGAGCUGGGGACUCAAGGCCCUCAAAAUCGAAGCCCAGGAGCUUGAAAGCGAGUGUAUGAAGUUGAAGGCGGCGGUAGCAAUCGACAUCGAUGCGAGAGGACGGAUGUUUACACUGCUCCUAGGAUCCAAAAAUUGUCAUCCCAGGAUCGCUGUCAUCGACUUAGUUGUAAACCGACAGGUUUCGCGGACGGAACUAACCAACGCUCCGAGGCUAACUUUGCGCUCUCUCGUGGUGGACUAUCUCAACUCGGACACGCGGGUUUACAUCGGAGGCGUCACCGACAAUCUUCUGAUCGUGUACAGCUUCAAGGAGGAACUUUGGUGGAGGGUUAAACUGGAGUCCACCGGAGCCGCGCUGCCGACCUCUCCCCCCGUUCCCACGGCACACCUCGCCCUCGCCAAAAGAGAGGGCGUUCUCUACAUGACGUCAUCCAAUAGCCAGUUCUUAUUUUCCAUGAGCUUGGAGCAACUCAGUGACAUCGACAAAGCUGAUGGCAAAUCCGAGUGCUCGCAGAACCGGACCCUAAGUCCAAAGCUGGUCGGCGAGAAGCUGGGAAAAUCAGCGGGGUUGAUGUCGGACUCGCGGGGCGGUCUCAUCUACUCUUUGCUCCGGGACUACGCCGUUGUCAGGUGGAACACGCAUGCGCCCCUCGUCGCCGAAAACCACGAGGUCCUCAUCCAGUCCGCCGAUCUCCUCCCCGACGUUCGUCAGAUCUUCAAGGACUCCCAGAAGAACGUCUGGGCCCUCAACGGGCUCCGCAACGAGGAAGGCUCUUAUUGCACCCGAAUCCUCAAGCUAAACUGAGCUACCAAGCAGAGGCGGAUCCAGAAAUUUGGCAACACCGGAUUUCUUCCAUUUAAACCAAUGCUAAAUAAUCGUUUAUUGUCGGAGCACAUAACCCCUCCAAGGAUCGAUACAUUUCCAUAGAUUUAAGUGGAGAAAACACAACGUUGCCAAUUUGCUGGAUCCGCCAAUGCUACCAAGUCUGAAAAUUUUGUACUUUUUUAUACGUUGGAUUUUUUAAUUUUAAUAAUAAAAUUAGGUAAUUCAUUUGCCAUUUCCUUUGUUCUGUUCGACUCUAAAUUAAGGAAAACGAAUCGUUGAGCUUACAAUGCUCGUGUUGCAUUCCAGGUUCUUUCUACUUUUCUGGAAUUUACUUCUGAAGGCUGUAAUGAACAUUAUUCCUUAGCAUCUUCUUAAACUAAAUUUAAUUUAAAACAGCUGUAUAUAUCUUUUUUAUAUUUAUUUUGAUAAUUAUAAAUUUAAAUAUAAAUUUUAUUUUAGUUUAAAAGUUAGAAAUUGUCUUAAAUGUAUAAAGAUCUGAAAUUUGACACAACUAGAAAUUUAACAUUUAGAAUUUAGAAAUUAGAGCAAUCUACUACAAGAAUGCAUUUAAAUUCCAGCUAAUUAGGUGCCAGCAGUUGCGCUUCAACCUAAAGUUAACUAACUAUGUGUCUAGAUGAAUUAUAUCGAUUAAAAAUAUAUUUAUAAAACAAAUCGUAAA
Messenger RNA from Bemisia tabaci, 1936 nucleotides. NCBI's taxonomy places the organism in Eukaryota, Metazoa, Arthropoda, Insecta, Hemiptera, Aleyrodidae. The record is from RefSeq and is a predicted model, not a curated record.